AUGUCUAUCCCGAAACAGGCAUGGAAAGUUGAGGUGACAUUGAAUAGCUAUCAUAAUUUGACAACUGUGUGGGACUUCAAUAACUGCAGCUAUGGUUUUCUAGCUGAAGAAAGUGCAUUCACUUUCUCCGCAAGUAGUCUUUCCAACCUGAGGAAUGUGAAAGAGCUUCCAAUGGUGGUUGACUGGACAGUUGGAGAAGAAACUUGUGAGGAGGCUCGAAAUAACGUUUCUAGUUAUGCAUGUAAAAGUGAGAAGUCCAAGUGUUAUGAACGCGAUAAUGGUUAUGGGUAUCGUUGUCGUUGCCAGGACGGUUAUGAAGGAAAUCCAUACCUUGAUGAUGGCUGUAAAGACAUUGAUGAAUGUAAGGAUCAAAGUCUCAAUAAAUGUGAAAAGAAAUGUGAGAACACACCAGGGCGGUUUAAGUGUGUUUGCCCGAAAGGCUACCAUGGAGAUGGUAAAAAAGAUGGACAAGGUUGCAUGCGUGGUCAAUUACUUGUCUUCAAAGUUGCUACAGGGAUUUCUCUAGGAAUCACUCUUAUUGUGCUUGCUAUCUGGUGGUUAUGCUCCGUACUCCAGGAAAAAAAGUUGGUCAAGAUGAAGCGCACAUUCUUUCUUCGAAAUGGUGGACAAUUGUUGCAAGAAAAACUCACCCGAAGAGAACAGUCGCCAGAUGGAGCAGAACUAUUCACUUCUACUGAGCUCAAGAAGGCAACAAAUGACUUCCAUGAUAGUAGAAUUGUUGGUCAAGGAGGCUUUGGCACUGUAUACAAAGGCUUCUUAUCAGAUAACAGAAUAGUUGCCAUAAAAAGGUCCAAAGAAGUUGAUCCAAACCAAGUAGAGCAAUUUAUCAAUGAAGGGAUGAUGAAGGAGCUUCGGGGGACCUAUGCGAGUGGGAAAACGAAGAGUUACGAGUGGAGAGUAACCCAGUUGAGGGCUCUGUUGAAAAUAGCCGAUCACCAUGAGAAAGAGAUAACUGAAGCUCUCCGUUCGGACCUUAAUAAACACGAACACGAAUCUUUUGUGUACGAGAUUGCUAUGAUGAAAUCAUCAUGCCAGCUUGCAUUGAAGCAACUAAAGAAAUGGAUGAAACCAGAAAAGGUGAAAACCUCGUUAACCACUUUCCCCUCAUCGGGGGAAAUAGUUUCAGAACCAUUGGGUGUUACAUUGGUCAUAUCGGCUUGGAACUAUCCUUUCCUAUUAUCUCUUGAUCCAGUCAUUGGAGCUAUUACAGCUGGUAAUGCUGUAGUUUUGAAACCAUCAGAAAUCUCCCCCGCCACAUCUGCGGUGCUUUCAAAACUUUUAGGAGAGUAUAUGGAUACCUCUGCGGUAAAAGUUGUUGAGGGUGCUGUACCUGAAACAACUGCAUUACUUGAGCAAAAGUGGGAUAAAAUAUUUUAUACAGGAAAUGGCAAGGUAGGACGCAUUGUGUUGGCUGCUGCUGCAAAGCAUCUUACACCAGUAAUUUUGGAGCUUGGUGGCAAAUCUCCUGUAGUUGUUGACAAAAACAUCAACUUAAAAGUUGCUGCAAGACGGAUUAUUGCAGGCAAGUGGGGCUGCAAUAGUGGACAAGCUUGUGUUUCUCCCGAUUAUUUGAUAACCACAAAAGAUUAUGCUUCUCAGUUGGUAGAUGCUCUGAAAUCUGAACUAGAGGUAUUCUAUGGAAAGGAUCCUCUAAAAUCAGAAGACCUGUCACGCAUAGUGAAUUCCAACCACUUUAACCGCUUAACCAAUUUAUUGGACGACGAUAAGGUUUCUGGAAAGAUAGUUCAUGGAGGCCAACGGGAUGAAGCCAAUCUAAAAAUUGCUCCCACUAUUAUGUUGGAAGUCCCAGGAGAUUCUCUGGUCAUGAAUGAGGAGAUAUUUGGUCCUUUAUUUCCUAUCUUGACGGUCUACAAAAUUGAAGACAGUAUCGAAAUGAUUAAUGCUAGAGAGAAGCCACUUUCUGCAUAUUUAUUUACGAAUGACAAAAAGCUUAAGGAGGAGUUCAUAAGAAACGUCUCAGCAGGGGGGUUGCUCGUCAAUGACACUAUUCUACAUCUUGCUGAGCAUUCUUUGCCAUUUGGAGGAGUCGGGGAAAGUGGAAUGGGAGCCUACCACGGGAAAUUCUCAUUCGACGCUUUCAGCCACAAGAAGGCAGUGUUACAGCGUAGUUUUGCCGGGGAUAUUCCUGCAAGAUACCCACCAUACACUCCUGGGAAGCUGAGAUUUCUUAAGGCAUUGUUAAAUGGUGAUGUAGUCGGCCUUAUUCGGGCUCUGAUUGGUUGGUAA
Messenger RNA from Fraxinus pennsylvanica, 2268 nucleotides. The record is from the annotation of a GenBank genome assembly. Lineage: Eukaryota; Viridiplantae; Streptophyta; Magnoliopsida; Lamiales; Oleaceae.